ACCACAUUUGCUUUUUCCUCUACCAACAUUUUUUUAAGCAGGGCGGUGUAUGCGACAGACAAGCAUCAUGAUAUCUGUCACGAUAAUCUUGGUAUGCCUGGUGUAUAUUGCAUCUGGUUCCACUCCUCCUCCAGCACGGUUGGCGACAAGCUGCACUGUUGUAGGAACUAACAUAUAUUGUUAUGGAGGUGACAAUAGAGUGAACGGUGUUGACGCAAUACUAUCUGAUACCUGGGCACUAAGCAUCGCGAACGACUUCGAUUUGUCUAAUCCGACGUGGACUAAUAAGCCUUGGAAUAACUUCCCAUCGACUCCAAGAGCUUUUGGGACCAUACAUUCUCUCCUAGAUGGCAGUUCGUUUUUAUUGAAUGGAGGUUUGACCUCCCCUGUUGGUUCAGCCGAGACUAAUCAAACAAUUGUUCAUAACACGAUUACAAAUGAAUGGAAAGCCAUCAAUAGCUCCUUGAUAGCGCAAACGCUCAACCAUCAAGGUGUCAUUGAUGCAAACGGCAAAAUAUGGUAUUUUGGUGGGGUUAGUGACUCUGACACUGGCCGCAGCAACGUUUCAUACUGGGAAGGAUUGGCCGCUUUAGAUACAAAUACUUGGUUGUGGACUACCAGUAGGGGUACUACUGGAGGCUAUCUUAACCCGCGGAUUGGACACACCAUGACAAUUUUAUCAAAUGGCAUCAUUCAAAUCAUUGGGGGCAAUGUAGCCACUUUGCUUUCGGGAUUAGAUUCACGUGGCUAUCUUCAAUGGAGACUUGAUCUGGCACCUAUGGGAUCUGUUGCCGUAUACGACACAGUCAAGGGAACCUGGACAACCAAAAGUGCCACUGGCACUAUUCCUCCCCAUCGAAAUUUUCAUAGUGCCACCCUAGCCCAAGACAGCAACACUAUCAUAGUUUUUGGUGGUUCAGGAUCUGGCAACGGCUCCAGCCUGUUCAACGACCUUUAUGCCUUGGAUUCGAACAAGAUGACUUGGACACAUAUAGAUAUCGGAAACGGCCCCAGCGCUCGAUACGGACAUAGCGUAAACGAAACCAUGUUUAUAUUGUUCGGCAUCAAUGCAUCCAAUAGCAGUCUCAGUGAUAUAUAUGCCUUGGAUACCGUAAAUUGGAUAUGGGUCCAGCAUUUCAGUGCGUCAGGCUAUUCGCAGCAGGCUAACAUGAGCUAUCCCGCCGCCAUAAAUGGGACUUCUAGUACUUCUGAAAGCACUGACAGCAGUGGCGGUAACAGUCUUGGGGCUGGUCCAAUUGCAGGUAUAGCAGUUGGAGCCGUCUUGGUAGUUGCUGUCAUUGGUGCGGUUUAUUUUAUGCGACGCAGAAAGAGAAGUCGGCAAGAUGAUUUGGACGGUCUGCAAACAGAACUCGUGGAAAGCAAUUUAGGAGAUAAAAGUGCAGAGGGAAAAGCUCCCACACAAAAGGAUUGGUAUACUGCAACAUUCAGAGGAACAGAUACAACAGGAUCUAUACCGCCUGAAUAUCAUUCACAUAUUGUCUCGUAUAACGCAAAACCUAAUGCUGUUGAUGACCUCGCCAUCAGUUCUCAAAGCAAACCUAAUGAAUACGACUAGUAUUUUACCUGAUCUUGCAUAUGCCAUGUUCCAUUGUUUCUCUGUAUUACAUUUCAUCUAUCUAUCAUUAAGUUUCACCAUUCUAAUUCUUAAAAAAGCGUAAAGUGUAACAGUAGCGUAACGUAUCAUUUACCUUCGUAAUUUUAUGCGUAAAAUUUCCUUAUUUUUGGAGUCACAUAUACCUGAGAGUAAAGUGAGCUUGAGUUGCUUCAUGUAUAUAUAAACGUAUGUUCCUUCACUGCUAAAUAAUAGAUACAACAUCACC
Umbelopsis ramanniana AG is the source of this 1841-nucleotide messenger RNA. RefSeq lists its product as uncharacterized. Lineage: Eukaryota; Fungi; Mucoromycota; Umbelopsidomycetes; Umbelopsidales; Umbelopsidaceae. The transcript is spliced from 8 exons. The record is from RefSeq and is a predicted model, not a curated record. Bases 50 to 1576 code for a protein of 508 amino acids. Gene Ontology annotation, molecular function: protein binding.